This is a messenger RNA of Sinocyclocheilus anshuiensis, 2105 nucleotides long. RefSeq names its product PR domain containing 6 (gene prdm6). Gene Ontology annotation, biological process: regulation of gene expression. Gene Ontology annotation, cellular component: nucleus. The transcript has 10 exons. The coding region runs from base 1 to 2010 and encodes 669 amino acids. The record is from RefSeq and is a predicted model, not a curated record. Gene Ontology annotation, molecular function: protein binding; histone methyltransferase activity. Lineage: Eukaryota; Metazoa; Chordata; Actinopteri; Cypriniformes; Cyprinidae.
AUGGCUUCUGCGCUGAUGGCUGGUCUAAUCAUCGGCCCAGACCUGAUUUUAGUCUACCAGUUAUUUCAUUCAGCGCCGGUGUUUGACAGGAGACCCCGAGUUAACACUCUGAUGACUGUGAUUGCGAUUCAUCCGAGCUUCAGCUCUGUCAGGACGUGUUACAGGGAUUCUGAAGACUCAAAGAGAGCAGAGCUUCAGAGCCCAAAGCUCCGGUCACUGAGCUGGAUUGAGAGAGACAGAAGGAGAUGGCAUCUUCAGAUCUGCUUCACACCGACCGUCGGCAUGUCUUCACUGCUCCUGCCAGCAGCUGAUGGAGCAGAAAUGAGGCACGUGCUGGAGUGGGAGGACGCUCGCGCUGACGGGGUUCGAGAGCAGCUCGCGGUCAAUGCAGGGAUGUCUGACAUGCUGAAGCCGGGCGAGCCGAGCGGUUCUGCUUUCCUCAAAGUGGACCCGACCUACAUCCAGCACUGGCAGCAGCUCUUCCCGCAGAAUAGCGCACUGAAAGCCGCUUCUCUGCCGCCUCCGGUGCCGCUGGAGAACCUCCGCCUGCAGAGACCCAGCCUGAUCUCGAGCUCCAGCUCCUCCACCGCGUCUCCCGCGGGUCAGAUCGCGCUGUUCGGACAGACUCUGAGCUCCGACACCGGCGGCGGAUCUUCUCAAGCCAAAGAACUUUGCUUGUCGUCCAACUUUAAGAAUGAUAAAGGAUCGCGGCUGAAGCUGAGCUCCGAGGAGCUGGACUAUUAUCUCUACGGACAGCAGAGGAUGGAGAUCAUCCCGCUCAACAACCACAACGGAGAGCUCAACAACCGCUGUGACAUGUGUGCGGACAACCGUAACGGCGAGUGCCCCAUGCACGGACCCCUGCACUCGCUGCGGAGGCUGGUGGGGACCAGCAGCUCCUCGGGGGCCGCUCCUCCUCCAGAGGUCCCGGACUGGCUGAGGGAUCUGCCCCGUGAGGUGUGUCUGUGCACCAGCACCGUCCCGGGUCUGGGAUACGGCAUCUGUGCAGCCCAGCGCAUCCCACAGGGCACCUGGAUCGGGCCCUUCCAGGGAGUCCCGCUGCCGCUGGAGAAGGUGCAGUCGGGAUCCGUGCGAAACACAAGACACUCAUGGGAGAUUUACGAUCAGGAGGGAACCUUACAGCACUUUAUUGACGGGAACGAGCCCAGUAAGUCGAGCUGGAUGAGGUACAUCCGCUGCGCCAGACACUGUGGAGAGCAGAACAUGAUGGUGGUGCAGUACAGGUCGUGUAUCUUCUACCGGGCGUGUGCAGAUAUUCCUCGAGGAACGGAGCUCCUGGUUUGGUACAACGACAGUUACACGUCUUUCUUCGGGAUCCCGCUGCAGUGCGUCGCACAAGACGAAAACUUGAACGUGCCGUCUUCUGUCGUGGAGGCAAUGUCGCAUCAGGACUCGCUUCAGCCCUUCAGCAAGAGCCCCAAAUCCUCGUCUUCCUCGCUGCUGCUGCCGCCGCGCUCCGUGGUCUUCCCUCAGUUGCCCUGCUCUCGGAGCUUCUCUCUGCUGGACAAGAGUCACGCCGAGUCCAGCCUGAGCCAGAUGAGCGUGAAGAACCAGCGUGUGCUGGCCAGCCCGACCUCCACCAGCCAGCUGAGCUCUGAUUUCAGCGACUGGCAUCUGUGGAAGUGCGGCCAGUGCUUCAAGACCUUCACGCAGAGGAUCCUGCUGCAGAUGCACGUGUGCACGCAGAACCCCGACAGGCCGUAUCAGUGCGGACACUGCUCGCAGUCGUUCUCGCAGCCGUCGGAGCUGCGCAAUCACGUGGUCACGCACUCCAGCGACCGGCCCUUCAAGUGCGGCUACUGCGGCCGAGCCUUCGCCGGAGCCACCACCCUCAACAACCACAUCCGCACGCACACCGGGGAGAAGCCUUUCAAGUGCGAGCGGUGCGAGCGCAGCUUCACGCAGGCCACUCAGCUCAGCAGACACCAGCGGAUGCCCAACGAGUGCAAACCCAUCAGUGAGAGCAGCGAAUCAAUCGAGGUGGAUUAACUGAUUGACCGGCCGGAAUUAAACGGCCAGGGAAAAUCAUGAUUAAAUGUCACGAACACUUAAGCAAAACCAAAGAUUUCCUCGGAGAAACUCUC